Molecule: messenger RNA, 1464 nt
Organism: Selaginella moellendorffii
Lineage: Eukaryota; Viridiplantae; Streptophyta; Lycopodiopsida; Selaginellales; Selaginellaceae
Product: aspartate aminotransferase, mitochondrial
Exons: 10
Coding region: 57-1343 (428 amino acids)
Biological process (GO): amino acid metabolic process; biosynthetic process
Cellular component (GO): mitochondrion
Molecular function (GO): pyridoxal phosphate binding; L-aspartate:2-oxoglutarate transaminase activity
Source: RefSeq, a predicted model, not a curated record
AGGUAGGGCUUUACCAUUCUCUAGUAGCUCCUCUUUGUAGAAGUUCUUGGAGAGCUAUGGCGAGCGGGCUUGUGAGGAACGGCGCCAAGCGUUUCAUGUCGACGGCGGCGGCGCCAGCGUCGUCUGUUCCUGCUGGAGCUCGCUCCGGAUGGUGGGAAGCUGUGCAGCCGGCGGCGCGGGAUCCGAUCCUCGGCGUCACUGAGGCUUUUCUCGCGGAUUCGGAUCCGAAGAAGGUCAAUGUCGGCGUGGGCGCUUACAGGAACGACGAAGGCAAGCCAGUCGUUCUGGAAUGCGUCCGCAAGGCCGAGCAAAUUAUAGCUGGGAAGCAAAAUAUGGAGUAUCUUCCAAUGGGGGGCCUUGUCAAGUUUAAUGAUCUCUCGGUGAAGCUCGCCUAUGGCGAUACUGCCCCAGUUCUCGAGGAGAAACGCGUUGCCGCCGUUCAAACGCUCUCCGGGACUGGUGCUUGCAGGCUCUUCGCGGAUUUCCAGAAGCGAUUCAAGCCUGAUUCACGUAUCUACAUCCCCGUUCCUACCUGGGCCAAUCAUCAUAACAUUUGGAGGGAUGCUCGAGUCGAGGCUCACACAUUCCGCUACUACAAGCCCAGCACGCGUGGAUUGGACUUUGAAGGGUUGAUGGAGGAUUUGAAAAAAGCACCCGAGGGAUCUUUCGUCUUGCUGCAUGCCUGUGCUCAUAAUCCAACUGGAGUUGAUCCUACUGCUGACCAGUGGAAAGAGAUGUCUCAGCUCUUUAAGAGCAAUGGACUCUUUCCAUUCUUUGAUAUGGCUUAUCAAGGAUUCGCAAGCGGUGACACGGUCAGAGAUGCGCAGGCAAUUCGCAUAUUUAUGGAAGAUGGCCACCAGUUGGCGUGCGCACAGUCGUUUGCCAAGAACAUGGGCUUGUAUGGCCAGAGAGUCGGAUGUUUGAGUGUCGUCUGUGACAACUCGCAGCAGGCUGUGAACGUCAAGAGUCAGCUGCAGCAAAUAGCUCGUCCCAUGUACAGCAAUCCCCCGCUUCACGGAGCUCAAAUCGUGACGACCGUCUUGAGCGAUCCGGAACUAAAGGAGCAAUGGUACAAGGAAGUCAAGGUGAUGGCGGACAGAAUCAUAGGAAUGCGUGAGGCUUUGAAAUCAAACCUGGAGAAGCUCGGCUCAUCGCUACCGUGGAAGCACAUCACAGAACAGAUUGGAAUGUUCUGCUACAGCGGUCUCACGGAAGAUCAAGUCGAUCGUCUGACAAAAGAGUUUCACAUCUACAUGACUCGCAACGGUCGCAUAAGCAUGGCCGGCGUUACCACUGGAAAUGUGGAGUACCUCGCGAACGCGAUCCACGAAGUCACCAAGUGAAAGUUCUUCGUAUUUUUGUAGCACGGACCAUUCUUUAAUUUUUCUUUAGUGGGGUGGGAAUAAAGAACACGAAUAUUCGGGAACGCGUGCCGGGAAGAUCCUGGCCGUCCGUUCUUGCCCA